CAUGCUUAUCGGCGGUUUUUAAUGAAUUUUGUACGUGAAUUUUUUACGUAAAGCUACGUAAAUUUAGCCGCUUUCGCAUUGAACUUGUGUGAAGCGCGGCGCCGCGUUUCACAAAACACAAUACGUAUAAAUAAACGCCUUGUAAAUUAACAAAAAUGUAUAAAUAAACACUGCACGGAGACGCGCGCGACGACAAGACAGGCCUAAAUUUAGUAACAGGCCCGAAUAGCUGAGCCCCGAGUCGACGAGUGCGAAAACGUUGUGUUUGUCGCGCGCAAAAAGACCAGCGUCCCAUUGAGAUGUUCAUUGGACAUUCCGAUUGUGAUCGGAGCGCGAGAAACGCCGGAUGUUGUGCAGAUGGUGGCGAAAAUUGAGUCCGAAGAUUAUCUUGGUAAAUGUCGAAACCGCAGAGUUAGAUGCACGACAACGAAUCAUGAAUGCAUUUUAUUUGUCGUGCAGGACCGCACAGAGAUGUAAACAAAUCAGAAAUCGCUGGCGAUGAGUCGGAGCGUGACUUUUUCACGAGAAACGCCGAUGGCGAAAACGUGCUGGAUCCAAUUACGAUCGUCACAUGUUCAAACCGCAAUAGCAUUCAAUUUGUUAUAUAAUGAUGGUGUAUCAUGUGAUUGGCAUAAUUGUUAAACGAAUGCACUUUGCGACGAUUUUUUUGAGGUGAAUUGCGGGUCUGGCGCUGGGGCAAGGACGCGGCGGACAUCGGAGACACUCAGACUUGACCGGCUAGUGUAAGCCGGUUGAUGUAUUUCGUUAUUCGUAGCUAAUGAUGCGCAGAUAAUUUUAAUUGCAAAACUAAACCGCAGAGUACUUGAACUUUUUAACACUCGAGCCACGGAACGAGUGGAUGACAGUGAUUGUUUUGCGUGAUCACUGGGAUUUAUCGGAAUCAUUCAAGUGUCAAUCGAGAAUUGUGAAUUCCCAUGAAUACGAAAAAAUAAUUCCUUACAAUAAAUAGUAUGCAACUUAUUCUACAAAUAAAAAAAUCGGAAAAUAAAUACAGAAUCUGUCAUAAUUUCGUUACGAUUCUCCAUCUAAAUUCUGAAGUUUUCAUACCACGCUAAUCGUAAUCAUUCCCAUCACUUCCUACCAAAGUGAACAUUCCUGCAAGGUAGUUGAUUUUGAUAGUUGGUGGUUUCAUGAUGAUCGCCCCACCGACGAAAACAUUAAUUAAGAAAAUCGCCUCCCGCACCGUUCAAAUCUUCCCGAUGCUCCUGGCGAUUUCGGACAAUGCCGCCCAGAAUUUCGCUGCACUACCCGAUCUACGCGACCUCAACCAUGGACACAACCCAUAUGUUAGCGAGCAUAAAUACUGGACCACCAGGAGCACAUCCGAGGUCAUCGACAUGGCUGACCGAGCUUACAAAGAGGAACAAUACCUGGACGUCUACGAACUUCUCAAUCGGUUCAAACACAGCGAUAACAUAGAAGUGCAAUGGAGGAUUGCCAGGUCCCUGUACAAACUCUCCCAGGAAGAGCACACCUACCCCACCCAUAUACGCAAAGAGAUGAUCACAGAAGCGUACGAUCUGCUUUUUACCGCGAAUGAUUUCGAACCCAAUCCGAAUAUCUACAAGUGGAUGGCUAUCGUGCUAGACACCAAGAGUGGUUUCGAUGGUUUGGACAAGCGAGUCUUGGCAUACCCGCAAGUGAAAAUCCUUCUGAAGAAAGCCAUCAAGAUGAAUCCGGACGAUUCCACCUGUUAUUAUAUCCUUGGGAAGUGGUGCUUUGACAUGAGUCAUAUGAACUGGGUGCAGAGAAUGUUCACGAAGGUCAUGUUUGGCCCAGUUCCGGAUACCUCAUUGCAGGAGGCAUAUGAUUACCUGCUGAGGUCCUAUCAGAUAAAACAGGACAACUACUACAUUCCGAUUAUGUACAUGCUCGGGGAGAUCUGCUACAGAUUGAAGCAGUAUUUCCGCGCUGAGUUUUAUCUAAAGAGCGCCACAGUUCUACCUCCACGGACCAAAUUUGAAUAUGAAUGCAUGUACAAAUCGAAACGUCUGCUGGAUAAACUGGAACUCUACAACCUGGCCAAGGAGGCAGUUCUAUUCGAAUAUCCCUUCAAUAUAACACCAAAUACCCCGAAUGAUUAACCGAUAAACAAAUACCAACACUUUCGAAUAAAGCGUUCGACCACUGCCA
Dalotia coriaria is the source of this 2154-nucleotide messenger RNA. Its product is annotated as regulator of microtubule dynamics protein 1-like. The transcript has 2 exons. The record is from RefSeq and is a predicted model, not a curated record. Lineage: Eukaryota; Metazoa; Arthropoda; Insecta; Coleoptera; Staphylinidae. The coding region runs from base 1152 to 2105 and encodes 317 amino acids. Gene Ontology annotation, cellular component: mitotic spindle pole; cytoplasm; mitochondrion. Gene Ontology annotation, molecular function: microtubule binding.